CUUCGGACCCAAGACCAACAAGAUCUCGGUCGUAAACCACACACGACGACCCAUCAAGUGGCUCCGCAUUUUUAUAUAAGCACAAACAAAACGGGCCGCAGGAUCCGGCUCAGAUGUCCCUGCUCAAGUUCUUGGCCAUUAAUGCCCUAGAGCUGAGUGCCCCAGCAACGCCACAUCUCCUCCAGCAUCAGCAGGCCCACAAGCAGGCGAAGCCACAGGGCUGGAUGCAGCUUUCCGGUCACCCAGAGAGCAUUGUUCCCACAUCGACUGGAAUAGUGCGCAAACGGAUCUCAGGACUGGAGGAUAGCGAAGUACACGCCUACCGACUGAUCUGCAAGGAACCGCAGACCGCUCAGAUAGUGCCCGCCUACUUUGGAAUACAGGAGAUGCAAUCACAGCACUUUAUUGAGCUGCAGGAUCUGCUGGCUGGCUUUCGGGAUCCGUGUGUGAUGGACAUCAAGAUGGGCAGCCGCACCUUCCUCGAAUCGGAGGUCAGCUCGGUUAGAAAGUUUAAGAGUAGCUGAAAAAAAAAAAUUACGAUUAGUAUUGAUCACCAAGCAGCAUUUGUUUGAUUGAAACAGGUUUAAACUAAGUAUUUGUGCAAAGCAAUCCAAAUCUGAACACAAAAAAUAAAAUAUCUUAAGAAAGUGAAA
Molecule: messenger RNA, 653 nt
Organism: Drosophila simulans
Lineage: Eukaryota; Metazoa; Arthropoda; Insecta; Diptera; Drosophilidae
Product: inositol-trisphosphate 3-kinase homolog
Exons: 3
Coding region: 114-524 (136 amino acids)
Biological process (GO): inositol phosphate biosynthetic process
Cellular component (GO): nucleus; cytoplasm
Molecular function (GO): inositol-1,4,5-trisphosphate 3-kinase activity; inositol tetrakisphosphate kinase activity
Source: RefSeq, a predicted model, not a curated record